Molecule: messenger RNA, 1881 nt
Organism: Triplophysa dalaica
Lineage: Eukaryota; Metazoa; Chordata; Actinopteri; Cypriniformes; Nemacheilidae
Gene: dnase1l1l
Product: deoxyribonuclease I-like 1-like
Exons: 9
Coding region: 112-993 (293 amino acids)
Biological process (GO): DNA catabolic process
Cellular component (GO): nucleus
Molecular function (GO): DNA nuclease activity
Source: RefSeq, a predicted model, not a curated record
CCCCUGUCCAUCACUGCAUUUCAUCAUACUUUCCUGUGUAAAAUACUGUUAAACAGUCCAACUCCAUAACCAUCUUUAAACUUCAAAGAGUCAAACAGGAAGUUCUGAUAAAUGAGGUCAACUCUUCUGCUGGCUUGUUUCGUGGGAUUAUGGACUACUGUAAACUCACUAAAGAUCUGCGCCUUCAACAUACAGAGCUAUGGUGAGGCAAAGGCCAGCAACAAGCGGGUUAUGGAGAUUUUGAUCAAGAUUAUUUCACGAUGUGAUCUGAGUUUGAUUCAGGAGGUUCGAGAUUCUAGAGGUAAAGCCAUAUCUGCGCUGUUGAUGAACUUAAACAGGUAUGACACAUCUCACAUUUACACCCAUCUGGAAAGCAAACGAAUGGGGAAGACAACAUAUAAAGAGCAGUAUUUGUACAUUUACAGAAAAGAUAUGCUACAGGUGCAAGAGCAAUACCAGCACCUUAAAUUAAAUGAUGCAGUGGCCGAAUCACAGGUGUUCUCCAGAGAGCCGUUCAUCAUCCGGAUCCAUUCUCCCACAACCUUGAUUAAGAACUUUGUCCUCAUUGGUCAACAUACUUGUCCUAAGAAAGCCAUGACAGAAAUGGAGGGGUUGUACGAGGUCUUCCAAACAGUCAGAAAGAAAUGGAAAACUGAGAAUGUGAUGUUUCUGGGAGAUCUAAAUGCUGCUUGCAGCUACACUACUAAUAAAGGACUGAGAAACGUCCAUCUCAGGAGUGACCCAAAGUUUCAUUGGCUGAUCCGAGAUGAGCAGGACACCACAGUUCGAGAAAAAACACACUGUGCUUAUGACAGGAUUAUUAUUCAUGGCAAAGAACUCAUUUCUGGAAUAGUUCCAGGAUCUGCCCAGCCGUUCAACUUCAAACAAGAGUUUGGUCUAUCAGAAGAAGAGGCUUUGGAAGUCAGUGACCAUUAUCCUGUAGAGGUUGAUUUAAAACCGAACCAUCGCUACCAUCUGCGGCAUGAGCUGUGAAAAUAUGCGAAUCCUGCUAAACAAAAAUACAUGCAUCUGUUUUCCACAUUAUGAUACCUUUACUCACCAGAACUCAUAGUUAAAACCCCAAACUCAGAUAUAAUGUUUACCAGUAUGUUGCCCUGCAAUAAAACACUAAAAGUGAUGCCUCGUGUAACGGAGGCCAGCGAGAGAGAAACCUCACUCCCCGACCAACAGACACGCUAUAGCGACAGACGCUAGAGGCUGCGGUCUUUAGCCGAGUAGGACCGGUUAAACUCUCAUGUACAGUUGUGUUUAUUGGUAGCAUGGAAUGUGAUCUCAUAAGUGAUCAAGUGAAAUGCAAUAUACGAAUAUUUCAUGUAGUACAUUUAUAGUGAAAAGUGAUGAAUGUAUUUAUUUUUUAACGCAUCUUGAAAUGCAUUAUGGGAUUGCUUGUUUUGCACAACAGACACAUCCAUUGGUGCAUCAAGAAGGUACUUUUUAAUAACAUACUUCAUACACAUUUGUCAGUUGCGUGGCUACGAUGGCUUGAAAUGCUGCCUUCAUUCAUAGCUUCUAGAUUUGGAGCAGAGCAAUAGUCAGCGGUAUUAGUGCCAUGGAGAGAAUAUAAACAGAGAAACCAAAGUCAUUAAUAACAACACAGGCUCUCGUCAUAUACAUUGUUACACAACAACAGGAAGAAAAGCACUGUCCCUGUUACUAAACUAAUAAAGACAUGCUGAACAGAAAAUCUCUUUUAGCCAAUAAACUGCUGACAUACAAAUAACUUAAAAAGUGCCAAGAAUGAAUCUGUUUUGAUAUUGUGAUGCUUUUGUGCUCAGCUUUAUUAGGCUAUCUUCAAAGUUUGAUGUUGGUAAGAGCAUUGAUAUCCUUUGAUUUUAAUAAUAAACCUGUCUUUAUUUUGCA